This is a messenger RNA of Prorocentrum cordatum, 444 nucleotides long. Lineage: Eukaryota; Dinophyceae; Prorocentrales; Prorocentraceae. The record is from the annotation of a GenBank genome assembly.
AUGACGUCGGCGUUCAAACCCAUGGACGUGUACUUCUCGUACAGGCCAUCGAUGCAGGAGGGGCGGUUCUUCAUCGCCAGCAUGAUCUCACGCUUCUGCGCCAAGCGUUUCGUUUCCGUUGCCCGCACAUUCAGGUUCUCCACCUGCUCCAAAAGGGUGGCCUUCGUGCGGCCCAUGGCGGUGGCAGCUGGCAGCGAAAGACAGACCGGCACCCUCGCAAGGGACCCCCAGGGCAGCCGGAAGGGCCUUCCAGACGUGGGCCAAGGCGCCCAGGCCUGGGCAGAGGUGGCCUCUCAGACGGCGGAGGCCGAGGCUAAUUACCACCCACUGGUGCCGAGGCACAGAAAUGCCACCCGGAGGCCCACUCUGCAAGAGACUCCGUGCGGCAUUAUUCCAGCUUCGGCCGAGACGGGGGUGGCGCAGGUGGUGAUGUCGGUGCGCUGA